Messenger RNA from Sorghum bicolor (sorghum), 973 nucleotides. Its product is annotated as AP-1 complex subunit sigma-1. Bases 212 to 697 code for a protein of 161 amino acids. Gene Ontology annotation, biological process: intracellular protein transport; vesicle-mediated transport. The record is from RefSeq and is a predicted model, not a curated record. The transcript has 7 exons. Gene Ontology annotation, cellular component: membrane coat; intracellular membrane-bounded organelle; AP-1 adaptor complex. Gene Ontology annotation, molecular function: clathrin-cargo adaptor activity. Lineage: Eukaryota; Viridiplantae; Streptophyta; Magnoliopsida; Poales; Poaceae.
CAUGCAUAGACUGCUCCAGGGUUGCCGCGCCAAGUCGGAGAGAUCAAUCAAGAAAUUAAACCGUCCGCGUUCGUGAAGGCCUCAACUCCUCUCGUCGUCUCGUAGGCGAUCGUCUCCUCCGGCGGCGGCGAUCGACGUCGGCGACAGUCCACGAUCUUCUUCAAAGAAAGAUAGCAAGGCCGAUCAGAGUCAGACGACGCCAUCUCAAAUCAUGAUACAUUUUGUGCUCCUCAUCAGCAGGCAGGGGAAGGUGAGGCUGACGAAAUGGUACACUCCAUACCCACAAAAGCAGAGAUCCAAGAUCAUCAAAGAGAUAAGUACGCUCGUCCUGACAAGAGGCCCCAAGCUGUGCAAUUUUGUUGACUGGCAAGGUUACAGAGUUGUGUACAAGAGGUAUGCUAGCCUUUACUUCUGCAUGUGCAUUGACCCUGCUGACAAUGAACUGGAAACCCUUCAAAUCAUCCAUCACUAUGUUGAGAUAUUGGACCGGUACUUUGGCAACGUCUGUGAGCUUGAUCUGAUAUUCAAUUUUCAUAAGGCGUACUUCAUAUUGGACGAGAUUUUGAUUGCUGGUGAACUUCAAGAAUCAAACAAGAAAUCGGUGCUACGUCUAGUAACUACACAGGACGCUUUGGUGGAAGCCGCAAAGGAGGAGGCAGGCUCAUUGAGGAACAUAAUUGCACAGGCUACCAAGUAGAGCACUUGUGUCUUCUACAAUCAUUACUCACACCCCCACGGCAUGAUAGUAACUUAAUCACUACCAUACGGCAGCAGCUUUCACCCUUAAUUUUUUUCAUUACUGUUCCAUCUCUGCAUUUUGUUCAGAGAUCUGUUCUGUCCUGUCCUUUUCUUUCCCUCUUUUUUUUUUCGCACUGCACCACCGGUUUCGAGGGAAUGUGCUGUUUCAGCACUUUUGCACAACGUUGUAUAUGGAAAUGGAAUAAAAUAAUGCAAUAUAUGUUUUGGUUCCCAA